Molecule: messenger RNA, 1663 nt
Organism: Paramecium sonneborni
Lineage: Eukaryota; Ciliophora; Oligohymenophorea; Peniculida; Parameciidae
Source: the annotation of a GenBank genome assembly
AUGUUAUACUUUUUAUAAUCAAUUGAUUAGUUUGGAGUUGAGCAAAAAUUAUAAAUUCCUCCAAUUAAGCCUACAUAAAAAAGUGCAUUGGGUGGAUUAGUAACUUUAAUUUUAUAUGGAGUAAGUUUGGGAUAUUUUCUCUUUUAAUUUUAUGAUUGGUAAUCAAAUAACAAACUUCCUAAAGUAACAUUCCUUUAAGAAUAAAUUCAAGAUGAAUAAAAAUUAAAGCUUGAUGGAGUACUUGCAGAAAUAAGUUACUUAAAAUCACUUAACAACCCGAUAGAUCCUUUCAAUCCACAAAAUCUUAUAUUUUCACCAAAAUUAAAACUUAUUCCUUUUGAUAGAUAAAAUGUAAAAUUAAUUUGAUAUUUAGGUAUAAAUCAUACCACUAAACUUCAGUGAAGAAAAAUUAGAAAAUGGAAAAAUAAUAAAUAAAUUUCUGAUUGAGGAUAUAUAAUUAUACAACUCCCCUGUUAAUUAAGCUAAACGUGUAUAAGUUAAUUAUUAAUUAACUUUGGGUUAUUGUAAUCCAAAUUCACUUUAAGAAAGACAAUAAUGCGCUAAUCAAGAAACAAUUAAUCGAUUUUUCAAUCAAACAAAUUUCUUUUAAAUGUUUCUUUACAUAGAACAAUUUGAUCCUAAAACGAAAUCCAUAGUAAAAAUACCAAAAUUUUAUGUUUUUGAUAUGAUAAAAGGAUAGCUCUAUUUUAAUUAAUUUGUCUUGAAAGUUGGAGAACUGAGUAUGGAUGAUGGAUUUUUAUUGCCCAAUUCAAAUUAAUAAACAUAUCUUUCUGAUUUACAAGUUAUUACAGCACAAUAUGAUUAAGAGUAUUCAAAAAAUGUAUAUGGGGAAGAACUAAUUUAAGUAUUAUUUUUUAAUUUAGAUUAAAUAAAAAUCGUAAAUAUGGUUGAAUAUCCAAAAAUAUCAGAAAUAUUAGCAGAUACAGGUUCAAUCAUAACUUGGAUUCUUUCAAUAUCAUUUUUAGUAUCAAAAUAUAAUGAGAACUUAAGUAUGUAAAAUACUUAAAAUGAAGUAAUUUAAAUGUAUUAUCAUGAUUAUAUUGAUUUUAAAAUAUAAAAGAAUUGGUUAGGUAAAAUCAAAAGUAUAAAUUACAAAGAAAAAGAAUAUGAUCCGUAAAAAUCAGAAAAAAUCCUUAAUAAAUUAGAUCAAAUUGUUGUUGAAAAAAUGAAUUAUUUAAACUUAUAAAAUGAAGUAGCUAAGUAAGAAUUAUUUAAUUAAAUUAAAUUAGGUUAUAAUUAAUCUUACAAAAACAUUUAGGAUUAUAAUAAAUUAAAAAAUAUUUAGAAUCAAAAUAUAACUUAGAACUUCUUUUUGACAAACUAUGCACACUUGAAAAAACAUCAAAUUAAUAAUAAAUAAAUUAAAUUGUAUUUUUUUUUUUUAUAUUUUAAGCAUAUUUUAAAUGAGCACUAAUUUGAAGCAGCCUCAUAACAAGGAGAGAGUGAGAUUAGAGUUAAUGAAGAAGUCUAUCUAGAAUAAGAAAUAGAAUAAAAGAUUGCAUUACUAAACAUCAAAUUAGUUGAGAGAGAGGGUGCUUAAAUAAAAGAAUUAAAUAGCAACUUAGAAAUCCAAGAGUCCUUUGAAAAUUCAAAUACAUACAUUAAAGUUAUAAAUGCUUAGAAACCAGUGGAUUUAAAGUGA